AUGGCAAACAAUGAGAAGUGGACAAUAAUACAGAGGCGGUUUAAUGGUUAUGUCAGUUUUGACCGUACGUGGAAGGAAUAUAAGAGAGGAUUUGGUUCUGUUAGUGGUGAAUAUUGGCUUGGUAACGAAAAUAUUCAUCAAAUAUCCUCAUCCACCAGCCAUAAGUUAUCGAUUUAUCUAGAAGAUUUUACAGGAAAAUUUGCAUAUGCAAAUUACUCUGUCUUCGAUCUUGGUGACCAGAAUAGAAAGUAUCAACUAAGGAUUAAUGAGUUUUCAGGGACAUCUGGUUUAAGUGAUUCUCUAACAAGCACUCACAACACGUAUAUGUUUACCACUAAAGACCAAGACAACGACGUUCAUAGUAGUUCAAACUGUGCUGUAUAUGAAGGUGGUAAUGGAGGAUGGUGGUAUAGUAACUGUGCAAAUGUUAAUCUGAAUGGACCUUAUAGGGCAGGACCUGUACAAAAUCGAACAGCCAUGUUCUGGAUAAACUGGCCAUCGUCUUACUACUCGCUGAAAAAGUCUACAAUGAUGAUAAAAAGGUUUCAGAAAAGACCGCUAUCAUAA
Mytilus trossulus (common blue mussel) is the source of this 567-nucleotide messenger RNA. Its product is annotated as ficolin-2-like. The record is from RefSeq and is a predicted model, not a curated record. NCBI's taxonomy places the organism in Eukaryota, Metazoa, Mollusca, Bivalvia, Mytilida, Mytilidae. The transcript has 4 exons. The coding region runs from base 1 to 567 and encodes 188 amino acids.